Vitis riparia (riverbank grape) is the source of this 1329-nucleotide messenger RNA. Its product is annotated as ethylene-responsive transcription factor LEP. NCBI's taxonomy places the organism in Eukaryota, Viridiplantae, Streptophyta, Magnoliopsida, Vitales, Vitaceae. The record is from RefSeq and is a predicted model, not a curated record. Gene Ontology annotation, molecular function: DNA binding; DNA-binding transcription factor activity. The coding region runs from base 202 to 984 and encodes 260 amino acids. Gene Ontology annotation, biological process: regulation of DNA-templated transcription. The transcript has a single exon.
CCUCUUAUUUAAAGGAGUCCGCAUGCAACGGCCAGAAAGCAACCCCAACGCCACAGAGAAAAGGAAGAGAAGAGUCAGUCUCCAUUGAUAUCGUUAUGAAUUUCUGAGUCCUAGAAUCCCGCUAAUUCCAUACUCUUUCCUCUAUUUCUUUCUGCCUUUGUGUCACUGUCACUGCUCUAAACUCAGUCCGUUUUGGUGACCAUGAAUCCAUCUACGUCGAAGAGCAAAAAGAAGCAAACGCAACAGCAGGAAACGAGUGGGAGGUUUCUUGGUGUUCGAAGGAGGCCGUGGGGGAGAUACGCGGCGGAGAUACGAGACCCUUCUACCAAAGAGAGGCAUUGGCUGGGCACCUUCGACACUGCGGAGGAAGCUGCCUUGGCCUACGACAGAGCCGCACGCUCAAUGCGUGGCUCUCGCGCUCGCACCAACUUCGUCUACUCCGACAUGCCACCGGGCUCCUCCGUCACCUCCAUCAUCUCCCCUGACGAGUCCCUCCCUGACUUCUCCUCCCACUUCGUCCCUCCCACCACUCAACCCAACCCCAAUCCCAACCUCUUCUUCAAUCCCACUGAAUGCCAUCAAUUCGCAUUCCAGGGACAGUUCCCCACGGAAACCAACUCCUGGGAUUAUUCCAAUCUUUACCAGGAACAGCCUCUCGUCGACAACAUGAACGGCACCACCACCACCACCAACAACCAAUUCUACAAUGCAAACGACCUCCCACCAUUCCCUUCCCAGGUUUCUGAUCAGCUCCCGAGUUCAGGUUUCGAAAUGGAGCAGGCGACAUGGGGCGACUCAACCAGCCUCGCGGGGAUUUCGGAGCAGAGGACAUCCCCAAAUGAGUUUGACUCAGCGGGGGGCGGGUCUUACUUGGGAUUCGAUUCCACCCAGUACGUGCACAGCCCACUUUUCGGUCGGAUGCCUCCCGUUUCCGACACCCCUCCGGAUGGUUUUGAUCUGGGUUCUUCCUCGUAUUUCUUCUAAACUUGGGUGUUUUGAGGUGUGCGUGUCCUUUUGAGUUUCAGGUUUCGGAUUUCCCCCCCUUUUUUCGGUGGUUUGCUGUGGCUAAAUGCCUUCAUGGAUAUGUCUAUAGCAUCAGAUCGGAUGAGUUGUGUGCUUUCCCCUACUGAGUCAUAACUAUCAAUAUAUAAAUAUAUAUAUAUAUAUACAUCACCACUUCUACUUGUUUUCAGCCUUGGGAACGAGCCUUUUGUUAAAAGGCCGAAAUUAGUUGACACCUCCACACAUUUUAAAGGCGUCACGUGCAUGCAAGUAGCAUGCAAUCCAACGGUGUGCGUAAUGACAAAUUACAUUUCACGUAUCAAAGAA